CUAGACCAAAACAUUAACUCCCGGGUCUUAUGAAUUUUUCUCUGCUGGUUUUUUCUUUACUCUCAUGGGUCUCCCAUCAAUUCCUAGAAUUUGCUGAACACUUCAACGCGUUUGAUGUAGAAAAAAAAGAAAAGAAAAAUAAAAAUAAUGUACAGUUGCCACCCAAAAGUUUCAGUACUCAGUCUUCCCUCUUGUCUAAGUUGUCUUCUUCGUUUACUUAGUCAUUUCCAUUUUCUUCCAGGGAAGAUUUCAAAUUCUUACCCACUGUCUCUGUGUAUUAGAGAGAGUGUGUGUGUGUGUGUGUUUUGGCUACUCAAUUUUGAUCUGAGGAAAAGUACAGCAUAGACUUGGGAUCAAUUUUGAUGGUUUUGCUUCAUAAGUUUAUAAAGUUACAGGCUUUGCUUUCUGGGUCAUUGAAAUAAUCAAGUUUUGAUUUUGAUUCAUUGGUUUUUUUUUUUUUUUUUUUUUUUUUUUGAUUAAAUUGAUUAUAUGCUUCAUGGGUUUUCCAUAUUAGUUCAUAUGCUUUGAGGUUUGUGGAAUUGGAACUAGCUGUUUUGUUUAAUUUGUAUCUAGAAUAGGAUCAAUUAAACAACAAUGGCUGGACUGCUGAAAAAGUUGUGGCCAGCAGCUGUGCCUGCAAUUCCUGAAAAUGGUGAUGAAGAAAUCUUCAAUACGGAGUAUUCUAUUGCUAUGGAGUACCAUGGGUCUCCUGUCACCUAUGCUAUCCCGCAAAUAAUACCAGUUAACAUUAGCCAAAUCCCAAUUGCAUCUCCAGUUUCUUCAGGCACUUUGUUGAAUAAUCUCUCACUACCAAUUAUCCAACCAAUUGUAAAGUCCAAAACUUUAAACCAGAAAUCGUCAAAGGUGUCAGUAGAUAGGAUAGAUAGCUCGGGUAAAUUAGCUUGUGAGAAUGUUUAUGAGUCUAAACCCAAGUUAUCACAUGGAAUUGGAAGUUCUGGUACAUUGGAAGUACCUGAUGGUGACAAGGAGGAUGGAGGUUUUCAAGAUUAUAUGAAUCCAACGAGUUGGGAAUCAACAGAAUCUGGUUUAAGCUCACGGGUGCCUUCCUCUGAGGUUUUUUCUUGCAGAGAGGAUGAUGGUAAUGAUGAAACUCCCCACCAUGUCAGAAAGCCAUCGGUGACUUUUUUUGAACCUGAAUCGAGUGAAGGGGUAGUAGUUCACGAAGGAAUUGAUGAGUCUGAGGAAGGAAGUGUUAGUAUGAGGCCUAAGAUUGAGAGAUUAAAGAAAGGGGUAUGCUAUCGAUGCCAUAAGAGAAAACGGUUCGCAGAGAAGGAGGUUUGCAUUGUUUGUGGAUCUAAGUUUUGUUAUGAUUGUGUGCUGAGAGCAAUGGGGUCAAUGCCAGAAGGAAGGAAAUGUGUUACUUGCAUUGGUUAUAGGAUUGAUGAGAAGAGGCGAGGGACGUUGGGCAAGGGUCCUAGGUUGCUUAAGCGGCUGCUCACUGAUUUGGAAGUUAAGAAUAUAAUGAAUUCUGAGAUGCUAUGUGAAGUGAAUCAGCUGCCACCAGAGCUUGUUUUUGUGAAUGAUGAGGCUCUUAGACAAGAUCAGCUCUUCAAAUUACAAAACUGCGAAUAUCCACCCAAAAAACUGAGACCAGGACACUAUUGGUAUGAUAAAGUAUCCGGUUUCUGGGGAAAGGAAGGACAAAAGCCUUCCCAGAUUAUUACCUGCCACCUGGAUGUUGGGGGCCACGUCAAGAGAAAUGCUAGCAACGGAAACACAAAUGUAUUGAUAAAUAACAGGGAGAUAACAAAAGAAGAGCUUUGGAUGCUAAAGUCGGCUGGGGUGCCGUGUGAAGGAAAGCCUCACUUUUGGGUGAGUAAAGACGGGACAUACCAGGAAGAGGGGCAGAACAAUGAAAAGGGUAAAAUAUGGGACAAGACUAGAACAAAGCUGGUUUGUGCAGUCUUGUCUCUGCCAGUUCCUCCUCGUUCUGAAAAUCCUUCUCGGAAAGAAGUGAAUGGAGAAAUCCGAGACAACCUUGCCCAGAAAUCUAUUCAUAAAUUUCUUUUAGUUGGUUAUGACAAAUCUGGCACAAGUACGAUAUAUAAACAGGCCAAGAUUCUGUAUGGUAUUCCUUUCUCUGAAGAUGAGCGCCAAGCUAUCAAGUUUUUAAUCCAAAGAAAUUUAUUCGGAUAUCUUGGUGUUCUUUUUGAGGGACGAGAACGAUUUGAAGAAGAAAGUUUGCUUGAGAAGCAGAAAAGAUGUGUUGUCGAUAAGUCUGGACCUUCAGGUGAUACAAUUCAGAUUGACAAUACAACAAUCUAUUCCGUUGGGGAAAGAGUGAGAGCUUUCUCAGAUUGGCUCCUCCAAGUUUUGCUGUCAGAUAAUUUGGAAGCUGUAUCUACUGGUGAAUAUACACCAUUUAUUGAGGAGAUGUGGAAGGACACAGCCAUUCAAGCAACAUACAACCGGAGGAAUGAAUUACAAAUGCUACCCAGAGUAGCUACUUAUUUCCUAGAUCGGGCUGUUGAGAUUUCUAGGACAGAUUAUGAACCCUCUGACAUGGACAUCUUGUAUGCUGACGGGAUUACCUCAUCCAAUAGCCUUACUUGCAUGGAAUUUUCAUUUCCCAAGUCAGCACAAGAUGAUUCACUGGAUCCUUUUUAUCAGCAUGAUAGUUCACUGAGGUACCAACUAAUUAGAGUGCAUCCAAGAAGCCUAGGAAAACACUGCAAGUGGUUGGACAUGUUUGAAGACACUGAUAUUGUCCUUUUUUGUGUUUCCAUGACUGACUAUGAUGAAUAUUCUGCCGACUGUAAUGGAGUUCUAACCAACAAAAUGUUGGCAAGCAAGGAUCUCUUUGAAAGCAUGGUCACUCAUCCAACAUUUGAGAACAAGAACUUCCUGUUGAUUCUCAACAAGUUUGACCUGCUUGAGGAAAAAAUUGAACAGGUCCCUCUCUCACAAUGUGAAUGGUUUCAUGACUUUAAGCCUAUUGUCAGCCAGAAUCGUCACAACAGCACUAAUCCCUCGUUGGCUCAACGUGCUUUCCACUAUAUUGGAAUGAAGUUCAAGACACUUUUCGAUUCUCUUACAGAUAAGAAGUUGUUUGUUUCGCUAGUAACGGGGUUGGAAAAUGACACGGUGGAUGAAGCUCUUAGGUAUGCAAGGGAGAUUAUCAUGUGGCAGCAGGAUGCAGAAGAGCCCUACUUGAAUAACGAGUUGUCUUCUACUGACAUUGAGGCAAGCUCCUCUGCAUGAUUUUUUGCUCGAAAAUUACUUGUUAGUCCUUAUUCUACUAGCAUUGUUUCACAAAAGUUUGUACAUACACACACGAAACAUGUAUAGAACAGAAUAAGAGUCUGUUUAGAUAUUUUUGAAGUACGAAAGUUAUAUUUUUUAGGACUUCGCAGAUUUAACAACAACAAAAAAAAGAGUAUUUGUUUU
Quercus robur (English oak) is the source of this 3408-nucleotide messenger RNA. RefSeq names its product extra-large guanine nucleotide-binding protein 1-like. The record is from RefSeq and is a predicted model, not a curated record. Bases 595 to 3222 code for a protein of 875 amino acids. The transcript has 8 exons. Gene Ontology annotation, biological process: adenylate cyclase-modulating G protein-coupled receptor signaling pathway. NCBI's taxonomy places the organism in Eukaryota, Viridiplantae, Streptophyta, Magnoliopsida, Fagales, Fagaceae. Gene Ontology annotation, cellular component: heterotrimeric G-protein complex. Gene Ontology annotation, molecular function: G protein-coupled receptor binding; guanyl nucleotide binding; G-protein beta/gamma-subunit complex binding.